Vicia villosa (hairy vetch) is the source of this 957-nucleotide messenger RNA. RefSeq lists its product as uncharacterized. The record is from RefSeq and is a predicted model, not a curated record. The transcript is spliced from 8 exons. The coding region runs from base 1 to 957 and encodes 318 amino acids. Lineage: Eukaryota; Viridiplantae; Streptophyta; Magnoliopsida; Fabales; Fabaceae.
AUGAUACUUCAAUUAUGCAAGAUGAAAAAGUUUUUUGGUGCUAUGGGAGUCUCUAAUGCUUACUAUGGAACUAAAAUGAUGUUGAAUACGGAUUUGAUAAACACUGCUAAUUAUAUAUCUAAGAUGAAUGGUACUGAGAUAGAAAUCACACAAGGAGUGAGUCAAAUGUCUGGUCCAACAAUUGUCCCUCUAGAAGAUGACUUGCUCCAGACACAAAAAAUGACAAUUGAGAACUUGAUAGAAUCCACUGAGAAAUGUGUUGGUACUGUUAUAGCAAGAACAUGUGAACUUGAGACAGAUCUUGGAUGGUAUUAUCAAGCUUGCACAAAGUGUGCAUCAAAGGUUACUACUAGAACUGGGGUUAUUUACUGUGAGAAAUGCCAGCAACCAAGGACCGCUAUUCCUAGGUUCAAGAUUAAUGUUCAAGUAAUUGAUAAUUCUGGAUCAACAAUUUUUACUCUGUUUGAUAGAGUGGUUUCUCAAGCUUUGGGAAGAAAUGUACAAGAUAUGUUGGAUAACAUGAAUCAUGAUUUAGCUUAUCCACCGGAGCUUGAUGUAUUUGUGGACAAACGAAUGUUGUUUAAGGUAGAAGUUACUGAUGCCAAUUUGUUUCGUAAUUGGCGCAAUUAUAACGUGAAGAAGUUGACUGAAGACGGAGAGAUAAUCAAUCUGUUUUUAACAUUGCAUGGGAUAAAUUUGAAUGAUGUCGGUAUAGAUGCUGAAUGUGUUCAGAUAGGAGGUGAAGUUGCUGAUAAUAAUGUUAUGGAGGCAAUUGAAGGUGGUGAUUCAAACGAAGAGGAAUUGACUACUGCAGAUUCUGGAAAUACACCUACAAGCAAGAUAUUGGGGAAGAGGUUGUCUGAUAGUCCUGAAUCAAUUGCUGUGAAUGAUAUCAACAGUGGUGCUUCAUCGGUUGUUAAAGAUUCUAAAUGUGUAAAGCUUGAAAAAUUUGAUUGA